GUUUACUCCUUCCGUUUUUACGAGUUUCCGUUAUCCGAUUUUGUUAAUUUAUGAGAAACAAAUAAAACGUCGCUGAACACGUAUGCAUGCACUGAGUCAAGUCACACGUGAUGUGUGGUUAAAAGUGUGAUGGUAUAGGUGACAAAGUUGAUCAAGGCUGAUGCAAAAAUUAUACUGUAAGCUCUGCACACAUAGGACUCCUGAAACAAGAGAAUAAACUAUGAGACUCAUAGUUUGAAGUAUGAAGGUUGAUGAGAACAUCAUCAAACUCCAGGGUAAUUCUUCUACUGAAGCAGAUUGCACUACUGAAGAGCUGCAUAACAAAAUCAGUUUUCAGUUUGCAGAAAAAAUGAAAACUUCAAGUUCCAAUAAUGGCUCACCUAAUAAUAAUGCAGAUGAUGAGGAAAAGUCAAAAGCAGAGGCAAAAAAUAGCAGCAGUGGUCCAUUUGAUGCAACCAUUGAGAGUGAAGAAUUGCAUUUAGAUUUUGAGAUCUUUAACAGUGACAAAGAUGACAGUAUGGAAGAAAUUCUAGAAAUUACUCUGUCAGACUAUGAUGAUACUGAUGAGCAAGAGAUGGAUAUUUGUAAAAAAGAUGAACACAGUUAUUCCUGUAAUUCAAAAGAUGUGGGUGCCUCAUCACAAACAGUGUUGUCAACCAAGAGUUCUGAAACAUGUGUUGAAAAGGUUGGGAAUUCUGACCAAGCCUCAAGUAGAUCCCAGAGUAUUUCUGACAAAAAUGUGGCUACUGAUGCAGACGGCAUGCAAAUUGAAAGGCAUCUUCUAAUGAAUUCAAAAGUGACUAGCAGACCUACAUCACAAACAUGUUUGUCAACCACUUGUUCUGAGACAGGUGUUGAAAAGGUUGGGAAUUCUGACCAAGCCUCGAGUAGAUCCCAGGGUCUUUCUGACGAAAAUGUGGCUACAGAUGCAGGUUGCAUGCAGAAUGAAAAGCAUCUUGAAAUGAUGUCAAAAGUGACUAACAGACGUUCAUUACAAACAAGCCUGUCACCCACAGAUUCUGACCAAGUCUCAAGUAGUAGAUCUGAGUGUAUUUCUGACAAAAAUAUGGCUACAGAUGCAGACGGCAUGCAGAAUGAAAGGCUUCUUCUAAUGAACUCAAUAGUGACUAGCAAAUCUGAUGAUAUUAAUGAUGAAAUUGCACAUAAAAUCACAUUUAAAACUCCUGACACUGAACAGAAAUUGGAAUCUGAUGGUAGUUAUAUCAUUGAAAAACAAGUUGUGGUGGAUCAGGGCAAACCUGUGGAAAAUACCUCUCUGUCAUCAGGUUCUGGAUCAUCAGAACAGGUAUCUGGAGAACACCAAGACUUAGAGAUGUUGACUGAUAGUUCAAAGUUUUCUUCGGUGGAGGUGAAGAAGGAUCCAUCGCCAGUUGGUUCUGCUACUGGGCAGCUAGAUACAUGUGCAAGUGAUGUAGCAAAACAUCUUUAUACAGGUGCUGAAACCAGUGAGACCGUUCUUGAUUCAGAACUGGAAGAAGCUACAGUAGUUCCAUCAGUAGAAGUUCCGUCUACAGAAAAUUAUAUUGUAAAAAGUGAACAAAACUGUUGUAAAAUUAUCAAUUCAAAAAGCGAUGAAAAGAGUGCAACAUUAGUCAUUUCAACAAUCCCUCAAAACAGUGUGAAAAUAUGUGAUUUGGAAAAUGAACAAAAUGAUGCACCAUUGAUGGUUACAAAUGAGCUAAAUAGUGAAAAUAUUGAAAUGUUUUCAAGUGAGAAAAAUGACGAAACAGCGGUGCUUUCAACACAUGAGGAAAACAAAGCAAUGUACAUUUCCAAAUGUGAACAAGCCAGUGGAACAGUUAAUGAUUCAGAAAAUCAUACACCUAAAUGUAAUGUUUCACCCACUGAAACAAGUGUUAACACUGAUCUUUCUCAGAACAUGGUCAGUUCUUCAGUAAAAGAGCAAGAAUUACAAUUACCUGAGAAAUCAACCCCAUCUCUUUCUCUUUCAACCAGUCCAGCAUUAUCAAAAACCACUGAGAACCAAACUGAACCUACUUCAGUCAGUCUCUUAACAUCAAAAACAGAAGAUAACGCAGCUGCAACACCUUCAGUCAGUGCACUAACAUCAAGUAUAACAGAGAAACUAAUUGAACCUCUUUCAGCCAGUGUGCUAACUUCAAAAACAACAGAAAAACAAAUUGAACCUGUUCAUACUGAUAAACUUGAGAGUUCAAUGAAGGAACAAGCAGCUAGUGUGCCCAAAAUACACACUGAACAAUCUGAAAGGUUAAGCUCUUUGUCUCAAUGUGUUGAAUUAAAAACAACUUCCAGUUUAUCAAGCAGUGGAGCACCUCAACCUGAAGCCACUUCUGUUGCUUCUUCAUUCACAUCACUAAAUCUGUUGAAAGAUAAGACAAGCAAAGAUCAUUCCAGUAAUACGGUGGAAACCAUUCAUGACAUUUCCAAACAUAUUAAAAGUGAGCCUGUUGAUAAUGGGUAUGAACAGUUGGUCCAUAAUUCAAUUCAAAAUCCUGAUCUUAAGAAUAAAUCUCAUUCUGUGUCUGCUCUACCAUCAUUUGUAGUUAAAAGUGAAUCCUCUACUGUACUUUCAGAUGGAGGAAAACAUGCCUCUGUGGACCAUAAAAUUGUUACAAAAGCUUCAGCACCAAUUCCAAAACAGAAAAGUCCCAUGAAGGUGGUCAAAUCCAGUCUGCCAGUUGUUUUGCCAGCAGCAGAUUGUAAGCAAAAGGUUCCGUUUGCCAUUGUAAAUAGUGGUUACAAUAGCUCUGGUGUCCCAUGUUCCUAUAUUAUUCCAAUUAAUACAUCAUUUGCAUCUUCAUCUCAGUUCCAGACACUUUUCAAAUCUUCAUCGAAUGGAAAGGUCAUGUUACAGAGGAUUACUUUAAAUAAUGGACCUCAAAAUGUUAAAAAGAAGGGACAGCAGUUGAAACCAUCAACAAAUGUUUCAUCACACACAAGCAGUACACCAGCCUCUUUAAGACUAGCAAUUCCUGUUAGUUGUGGAACCAAAGUCGCUACAAAAGGUCAAUUUGGUGCAACUAGACCUGACACUGAAGGCAUUUCUACACUGACACCGGCAAUUUUAGAAAACAUUAAAGAAACUUCUACAAAUUCACUAGGUUACUUCAAAAUAAAAAGUCUUGACAUUUCAGGCAUUUCUGAACUUGUCCAAAGAAAAAAUCUUGAACAGAUUUACAAAGCACCAGUAAAACCUUUGAAAGUGUUGUCCACGAAGAUGACAUACUUAUGCACCGAGUGUGGAGAUACAUUUCUGUUGGAGUCCAGCCUCAAGGAUCACUUUGCGAGGUGCAGCAUGGUCGUUCAGUACUACUGCAAGGCAUGUAAGGUGAAGCUGCUCUUCACCAACAAGUGCAGUCUACUGAAGCACCUGCGCUGCCACAGUGCAAGUCCAGAUAUGCUGACAAAAGCAGCUCUUCAGAUCAAGGCCGACCACAUUUCAGUGUUGUCCGUGUUCGAAGGUAAUAUGCCAAAAACGGAAAAGGCAGCUGUGAACAGUCAUUACCACGUCGGACCCAAGGUGUUGAACAUUGUAAAAUCAAAGGGAGAUGACCCAUGUCCCGAGUGUGGUCAUGUAAGUCAUUUGAAGAUUAGUCACCACUUUGGAAGUCUUGGGGUGAUUUGCAACUUCAAGCACAUGUGCAAACAUUGCUCUAUGUACCUGCCUACUGCUUGCUCCCUUAAUGCUCACUAUCGUGUUCACAGCUAUGCAUGGCCAUUUGUUUGUCCAGAAUGUGGAAAAACAGUCGGUGCCAUCGAUGACUUUAAGACUCACCUAUCUGAGGAAUGCUAUCACUUCAGUCGAGUACCGAUGUUUGUCUGUCCUGUUUGCAAUGUUCUUGUAUUCAAAGCAUCCAGCCUGAAACAGCAUUUUGUUUUGGAGCAUAAAAACAUUUUUUACAGUGAAAAAAGGUGCCAGGCAGUGUUUUCCACAUAUGAGCAAUAUUUAAACCAUAAGCAUACAGUCCAUCCAGGAAGCAGUUGUUGCCCCAACAUUCACUUCUACUGUCAGAUUUGUAAGACAAGCCUGUUGCUUAAAUUGCUUUUAAAUCACAUGAACUCGCACAUAACUGUGAUCAAGCAAAAUAUUCAGUUUGGAUACCUCUGCAUCACUUGCAGAGAUGAAGAAAAGGUCUCCAGAAUGUUCAUUACAAGAAAUGAUCUGCAGAGGCAUCAAGAAGUGCACAAAGGAGGUUGGAGCACGCGUUGUUCAGUGUGUUCCUUGUUAUUCACAUCGGCAGAACUCGAAGACCAUAUGACCAAGUGUCAUGCAUCCACUGACGAAAAUGUCUGCAAGCAUUGUACAAUGCAUGCUGAUGAUAUGGAGACGCAUUUGAAACACUGUGAAGCUAGGAAUAUUGCACUUAUGUUUGAGGAUACCAUUGGUCCAGACUGUUCCAGGAAGCAACCGACAUCUAACUCAAAAGAGUUCUUGUCCUUCCUGGAUUCCCUGAACCAAAGUGGCUGCUUAGCAAGUCAUGAAGUUCAGAAAGUUGAAAACGGAGUUGAUUCGGCACAACUUGUGUGUAAAUAUUGCAAAGCAGAUGGCUACCAAUCGUUGGCAAAUUUAGCAAGGCACAUUUCUAUACAUGUGAAAGAUGGUGUGCUCAUUUGCAACAAAUGUCAGAGAAGAAACUUUAAGUCAAUUGGGGAGAUGAAAUCUCAUCAGAUUGUUUGUGGCCUUGACUUGAACUGCCUCGAGGAGAUAAGUUCAGGUGAAGAGUUCUGCUGUGAGGACUGCGAUAAAUAUUUCAGAGACAGUGUAGCGCUCCACAAACACAUGAAGGAGGAACACGCCUUUUACCCUUGCCACUUGUGUGGUCUGACUUACAGUACAGACGAUGAUCGUGAACUACACAUGAACACGGUCCAUCGGGGCAAGAAGUCGGUUUCCCUCUCGUGUCACCUCUGUAGGGGCAAAAAAGGCAAGGGUAAGACAUUUAUGCGCCGAGAGUUCUAUUACAAUCACAUGGAAACAGUUCAUGGAAUCGGCAAGUCAGCGGAUGAAAGUAAUGAUUCAAAGAGGAAAAGUGAGUCAUCAGAGUCCGGGUCUCCACUGAAGAGGUUAAAGGUGGACGAGGCUGACAAAUUCUGCUGCGCAAAAUGUGAAUUUUCAACAGUCAAAUCGGAGGAGUUCAGCGACCACAUUGUUAAACACAAGAAAGACGAUUCUUCAAUUCAGUGCCCCAACUGUGGACUAUGUUUCAGUGUUGUUCCUGCUCUGAAGCGCCACCUGUUGCUGGUACACAAGAUCAAGGAUGUGGAUCAGUUCAUCGCAGACAAGGAGCUGCAGGCACCUGAGGAGGAGGAAGAUGUAGAUUUGAGUUUCGUCUGUCCUCAAGGACCAGACACAUGUGCUGAUUCACAGAGCAAUUGUCAAGAUCCAGACCGAACUUCAGACAAUCCCAGGGAAUGUUGCGUCUGCAAUAGGAUAUUUGAAACCGAAGCCGAGAAGAACUUCCACAUGCGAACUCAUGGCAUGGCAUUCAUUUCUUCCAGACGCCGGCAGCGGCUACCAAAGAAGUCGCUGGAUUCAGAUGAAAGAGAAGUUGAUGUUGUAAACUGUGAUACAACAAGUGCACCAACAACUCCUGAAAAGUCUUCCAUCACCGAUACACGGGACAACAGUAAGCCAUCACCCAUUUCUGUUGCAAAGAGAGUGAAACUGUCUGAGACAAGUAAGAUUCUGCAGCCAUCAAAUCAGCCUGUUGUUGCUGUUGAAAGGAUUCAGACUCCUGAUAAGGCGGUAGUUACUGCUGAAAAAACUCAUAGAGAAAAUGAGUAACUUGUGGAUAAGAGUUACUUCUUGUAGCUACAUGUGAAUUAGUUAAGCCAUCAAUGCAAGUAUAGAGAGAGUUACAUAGUAACUGUUCGUUUAAAAUUUGUCUUUGUAUAUUCUAGGAUUUACCAAAUUUAUAGUACAUCCAAAUGCCUGGGAGUUCAUAGCACCCUGACAAACAUUGUUUUUUAGAAAUAAUUUUAGAUUUGAUUGACGCAAGAAAAAAAGUAGAAGCCUUUUGGAAUAACAAAAAAAUACUAUUUUUAUAUGAAAUUUAGAAAACAAUCGACUCAGAAAUAAAUAACUUGUAGUAAAUUCCAUAGCAUGAAAAAAGGCGUUCCCUGUGGGAUGGACUAUAAAUUAUUACACAGAGAAUGUACCUUUUACUGGAAUUUACCACUGGGAUUAUAUGAUGUGGAAUGAACAUGGUUAAUCUCUUCUUCUUUCGUAUGAAAUGGUUGAACCAUCACACUUGGAUAUUAUAGGAUUUACGAAAUCCAGGGACUUGGAGCUUUAAUCAGUAUUCAGAGAAUAUUUGUAAUAUAUAGAUUGGCUGGGAGCUUCAAUCAAUAAUCAGAGAAUUUGCCUCUGGGGGGCGUACAGGAUUUGGACUGAACAUGGUUAAUCUUUAUUCAGUGGAUUAAGCUGGUGAAUUUUGCUUCCUGCCACUAACAUUGCUUUGUGAUGGAUAAAAAAAUUACGCUUACCAAUACCAUGACAAUGUCUUCCCAAUAAACAUGUAUAAUAUAAAUUUUAAACCAGAUGGGUUUUUUUUUAGCAUAUUUUAGGUAGAAUUCUGGCAUUUUUCUCAUUUCUAAUACAUUUUUCUUUUUGACCAGCAGGCAUUGAAUUUUUAUUAUUAUUUUUAUUUUUUUUGGAUUCCACUGGAAUCAAAGCAUGAUGUAAUAUAGAUAUUUUAGGAUUCCAUCUCAUAAUUUUAUGCUUGCAACCCGAAAUCUGGCAUUCGCAGAAACAUGGAAACAAGCUAAAUUUUGCAGCCUGACCACAUACAUGUGUAUGCUGGUAAUCAAUCCAUGGUUAAUAUUUAUCAAAACAUCUUGCUUAAUUUAUCAAUUUUGACAAAUCCUGUUUGUGAAGCAAAAAAAAAGAGUUGUACAUUGUACAUAGUACAUAUAUACCUGGGUAGCUCAGUCAGUUUUACUUGAUUGACUUGACAAACUGGUCUGAAUUUAGGGAAUAACCCAAAUGUUUUUUUUAUUAUUUACUGAUAUACAUGUAGAUCAGUGGUUUAGUUUUAGUUUUAUUUGCAAUUUAGAAACCACCUGUUUUCGUUGGCAAAUUCAGCUAUUUAUUCUUAUUUUGUAAUAUCAAAUUGUCAUAUUUUUAGUAAGAAUAUACACAUAUGUAAAAGAAUAAUAUUAGUUUCAUUCAGACUUUAAAAUUAUAAAAUAUUUAAAUGGAUUUCAUACGUAAUAUGCUAUACAAUAUGUAUGCUAGAGAAGUUGUCUUAUGACGUCAUUAUGAAACGGCCCUGUUCUUUACUUAACUUAGACUUAAAUUUAGUAGAGAUUCAAAUAAAUUUGUUUGUACAAAUGUGUUGAAUUAGAAUAGAGGUAGGUUUUUUUUGUUUUUUGUUUUUUUUAAAGCUCGAAUCUGAAGAAUGGUACAUGAUGUAGGUCAGUGGUAAGAGUGCUUACCAGGGAUGUUAUAAGGCAUAAGAUCCAUCGCCCUUCAGGAUCUAAUCCAGAGGUGAAAAUGUAAUUUAAAGUUUGUUUUGUUGAAUGACACCACUAAAGCACAUUGAUUUAUUAAUCAUCGGCUAUUGGAUGUCAAACAUUUGGUCAUUUUGAUAUGUAGUCUAGUCCAUUAGUAGCA
Gigantopelta aegis is the source of this 7618-nucleotide messenger RNA. RefSeq names its product zinc finger protein 532-like. Bases 242 to 5788 code for a protein of 1848 amino acids. The record is from RefSeq and is a predicted model, not a curated record. NCBI's taxonomy places the organism in Eukaryota, Metazoa, Mollusca, Gastropoda, Neomphalida, Peltospiridae. The transcript has 2 exons.